This is a messenger RNA of Porites lobata, 376 nucleotides long. Lineage: Eukaryota; Metazoa; Cnidaria; Anthozoa; Scleractinia; Poritidae. The record is from the annotation of a GenBank genome assembly.
AUGGCAACUUCCAUGUUUCAAAUCUGCUUGGAUCAUUUAAACUGUGUGGUGUUGAUUCUGACAUGUGGAUCGUCGUUGGUUGUUCAGGGAUGUGUGACAGCAGCAGACUGUAGUGUUAGUCAAGUUUGCUGCGAUGAUGACUGUGUGGAUGGCUCAAGUUGUGUUGGCCACGUUUGUUUUUUCGAUUCCAACUGUGCCUGGGGCGAAAGCUGUUGCGGAACUCCUGGUGUAUGUGUUCUAGGUUCAAAUUGUUUAGGACAAGCAUGUACACCUGACGGUACUGGCGGAAAAAUCUGCUCCGGAGGAGAAAGCUGUUGUAGUAGAAAGUGCAUCAAUGGAAGUGUCUGUAUUGGGUCAUCCUGUUCGAAGGACUCCG